Cucurbita moschata (crookneck pumpkin) is the source of this 706-nucleotide messenger RNA. RefSeq lists its product as uncharacterized. Bases 22 to 435 code for a protein of 137 amino acids. The transcript is spliced from 2 exons. NCBI's taxonomy places the organism in Eukaryota, Viridiplantae, Streptophyta, Magnoliopsida, Cucurbitales, Cucurbitaceae. The record is from RefSeq and is a predicted model, not a curated record.
CUCUCCUCUCUAUCUCAACCCAUGGCGGACCCGAAGGAAGGUGGGAUCGUGAAACACGGCCACGAGGAAGGCCUGGGCCUUGCACUCGCCCUUCUGAAGGACUUCGAGCUGCCGGAGGGGCUGCUCCCCUUGGCCGACGUCGAGGAAGUCGGCUACGUCAAGGACACUGGGUACGUGUGGAUCGUGCAGCGGAAGAAGGUGGAGCACCACUUCAAAAUGGUGAGCAAGUUGGUGAGCUAUGAUGCGGAGAUCACUGGGUUUAUUUUGAAGAAGCGGAUUAAGAAGCUUAAGGGCGUUAAGGCUAAGGAGUUCCUGCUGUGGCCGCCUGUUAAUGAUAUCUACCUCGAUGAUCCCCCCACUGGCAAGAUUCACUUCAAGAGCCUCGCCGGCGUCACCAAGACCUUCCCUGUCGAGGCCUUCGCUGCUGGCCAGUGAUGCUUCGUAUCGUUGCUGCUUUUUUCUUCUCAAAUUUCAUACGUAUGAUGAAUAAAAUGGUUUCAUUUUUAUAUAUCUAUGUCUUCUUGAUGAAGUAUGUAUAAUUUCAACAUGAAUUGGGACGUAAUAUCAUGAUCCUCGGUCGUUUUAAAGAGCGUUAGUUUCAUUUAGAGAUGUCUAUUUAACUUUGGAGUCGAAAUUCUUAAGAAUUUACUCAUUUGUAUCGGCCUAAGUCCACUGUCAGUAGAUAUGGUAUGUUUUUGCUUGUUAU